Aspergillus mulundensis is the source of this 1305-nucleotide messenger RNA. RefSeq lists its product as uncharacterized. The record is from RefSeq and is a predicted model, not a curated record. The coding region runs from base 1 to 1305 and encodes 434 amino acids. The transcript is spliced from 4 exons. NCBI's taxonomy places the organism in Eukaryota, Fungi, Ascomycota, Eurotiomycetes, Eurotiales, Aspergillaceae.
AUGCAGCUUCCUCCUCUCGAAGUUAUCCUUAGCUGGCCCACGCCUAACUACAUUGAUCCUCCCACUCGCAGUCAUGCCGUGCUCAUCACGAGCAUCGUUUUCCUGAUUCUGUCUACCAUAACAACCGUCCUUCGAAUAUACGUCCGGCUAAGAAUUACGCGCACCGCUGGUCUCGAUGAUAUAAUGGCUGUCUUGGGCUUGGGCUUCGGAAUCGGCAUGUCCGUCAUUCUAUGCAUAGCUACUGAAAACUGGGGCUGGGUCAGACAUAUUUGGGACGUGCCGCUGGAAUGGAUACCGAUGGUCUCCAAGCUGAACCUCAUCUUCCAAAUUCUUUUUUCCCUGUCCUGCUCCUUGACGAAGCUUUCAUUGUUAUGGUUCUGCAAGCGCCUACUUAUUGUGGGAAGCAAGGGCAUCUAUUCGAUGUAUAACAUCGCCAUGAUAGUGGGUAUGGUGGUUGUGGCCAUUUCCAGCGCCCUUUUUGUCCUCUUCAGCAUAUUUCAAUGCCGCCCAAUCAAGGCCUACUGGGAUCUAGAACCCCAAUACCCGCACACCUGCCUCGAUGACGGCGCCAUAGUUUUCUCCGCUAGUACCAUCAACAUCUUUACCGAUGUCGUGACCACUAUCCUACCUAUGCCAUUGAUUUGGAAGCUGAAACUACCCACUCGGCAGCGCCUUGCUGUGAUGGGUAUCUUUGGUCUGGGAAUCAUUGUUGAUGUCGCCGGUGCCAUACGAACAUACUAUGUCUGGAGGAGUAUGAUUGCCUCCUACGACACCACCUGGGAAGGUUGGCCUGUUCUGCUCGCAGCUACAGUGGAAAUCAAUCUCGGCUUGAUCUGCGCCUCUGCCCCUGCACUACGACCGCUGGUCAAUUUCUUCAUGCCCCGUCUUCUCGGCACCGCUUACCUUCAUAAUUCGGACCGCGAAUAUCACUCCAAAGAGUCCAAGUACUCGAGGCAGUCAUGGAAGCUAAAGUCUUGGAGCGGGAUUUCAUCAAAACCAUCUAGAGACUCGAACUACUACAACGUCGAGACGAAAAUGCCCAACGACCACCUGACAGUUUUCCGAACAGUGGAAAUGGAGACGCAUAGCGAAACUCGCACGUCUCAUAAUCCGACUGGGACCGCUUGUGAUAUCACCAGUCGACCUCAGUCCCUACUAGAAGAGGACGUGGUCCGCCUCACCAACAGUAGUGAAGCCCUAAAACACUCCACGUUAAGCGAGAGGUCAGUCUCGCCGCCGACAACCUCUAUUCGAAGCGACGUAAGGAGCAUUCCUCCUAGUCGCCAUGUCCGGGAAUCGUCGUGA